Molecule: messenger RNA, 946 nt
Organism: Echinops telfairi (small Madagascar hedgehog)
Lineage: Eukaryota; Metazoa; Chordata; Mammalia; Afrosoricida; Tenrecidae
Gene: TCAP
Product: titin-cap
Exons: 2
Coding region: 16-519 (167 amino acids)
Biological process (GO): sarcomerogenesis; skeletal muscle contraction; skeletal muscle thin filament assembly
Cellular component (GO): Z disc
Molecular function (GO): titin binding; protein-macromolecule adaptor activity; titin Z domain binding
Source: RefSeq, a predicted model, not a curated record
GGUGGGAGGCACAGCAUGGCCACCGCAGAGCUGAACUGCCAGGUGAGCGAGGAGGACAGCGAGCGCCGAGAGGCCUUCUGGGCUGAAUGGAAGGACUUGACACUGUCCACGCGGCCUGAGGAAGGCUGCUCCCUGCACGAGGAAGAUGCGAUGAGACGGGAGACCUACCACCGGCAGGGGCAGUGCCAGGCUCUGGUGCAGCGGUCCCCCUGGCUGGUGAUGCGGAUGGGCAUCCUGGGCCUUGGGCUGCAGGAGUACCAGCUGCCCUACCAGCGGGUGCUGCCGCUGCCCAUCUUCACCCCCUCCAAGCUGGGUGCUGCCCAGGAGGAGCGCGAGGACACCCCCGUCCAGCUGCGCGAGCUGCUGGCACUGGAGGCGGCCCUCGGUGGCCAGUGUGUGGACCGCCAGGAUGUGGCCGAAAUCACCAAGCAGCUGCCCCCCGUGGUGCCGGUCAGCAAGCCUGGCGCGCUCCGCCGCUCCCUGUCCCGCUCCCUGUCCCAGGAAGCUCAGAGGGGCUGAUCCGGCUGGGACCUGGGCCCCUCCUGGCUAGAGGCAUGGAGGGGAGGGGUGCGGAUGCUUUUGUAGUUUGCCCAGGGUUGGGGACUGUGGGAGGAAGGAGCCAGAGGCCUGGGUGCCCAGGUCCCCUGAGCUCCCAAACAAAGGGAGAGAAGCAGACACGAUGGGUGCCGAGGGUGGAGAGGUGGGGACCAGCACUGCUGAGUACUCCCAGCCCCAGGAGAAGGGACAGAAGAUGCUGGUGAGGGCGAGAGCUUCCUGAGAAGAGUGGCCAUGGCCCAGGUGUCACCUUCAGAGAAGGACACUGUGAGAGGCCUCUGGAAAGGAGACUUGGUGAAGACAUAAGGGAGGGGGUCAUGACGAGGGACGGAGGCACUGUGGAGCCCCCAGCCCCUCUGUUAGCACUGCAAUAAAUGCUCAGUCAUGUUCA